UUUUGAAUGGAUAAUUAUUGAUUAGAAUUCUUUUGCAAUGUAUUUAAGGCAAAAUAAAACUGCCCCAAAAAAACGUCUAAGAAUCACGAAAGGAAGCACUUUUUUUUUCUUGGCCGUUAGACCAUUAUCUGGAAAGAGAAAAAUCUUAACACGAAGGCACUAUUGUAGUGCCUCUUGUUUUGUCAGUCUACCUGGUGGAAAUUCAUAUAGAGCGUUAUCUUUGCACUAGGAUCAUUAAGUAACCUUGACGAACUUUACAGGUCACGGUUUCAUAUCCUACUGGAGAAUUCAAAAGAAACUUUUUUUGGAAGAGAGUCGGAGUCAUAGAUGUAUCUGUGAUUUGAAAUCAAUCGCGCCCUCCAUCAUUCAGUUUGACGGAGAAAUCUGUUUAAUGUUUAUUGUUUGGUGCUUCAUUGUGAUUGGUAUAUGAGCGACAUCGCGUUAAUACCGAUUGGUAGAGCCGACAAAAAUUUCCUGUCAUUAAGGGACCUUUGGCAAGACUGACAUUCCUGGAAAGUUUUACUGAGAUCGAGACCAUAGUUUCUGAGAUCGGUUUUCGCCUAAGUUUAACAUCUCAUUUAUUUUUCAGUUAAUCCAGAUCAAGAAAUUGUGGCUAUUGGUGUCACGAAUAUCAUUGGAUGUUUUUUCUCCGCCUAUCCGACUACUGGUUCAUUUUCACGUACUGCCAUUAAAUCAAAAUCCGGUGUUCGUACACCCAUCGCUGGUGUAUUUAGCGCAUGCGUCGUUGUUUUAUCCUUAUAUGCAUUGACACCUGCAUUUUAUUAUAUACCCGAUGCUGUAUUGGCUGCAGUGAUUAUACAUGCUGUGGCCGAUUUGGCAUCAGGUCCAAAAGUCUGGAAAGAACUAUGGGAUGUACAUCCAUUAGAAUUAUUCAUUUUUGUUGCAGCAGUUAUUAUUACCUUUUUUGCAACUGUUGAGUACGGAAUAUAUACAGCCGUUGGAGUGUCGUUAAACAUCAUUCACUUAUUACCCAGUAUGUUUCAUGUACAAAACGGGCUACUUACUGUUAUCUCUAACUUUAUGAUUAAGUAAAAAUCGAUAAAAGAUUUUUUUUAUAAAAGUACGAACUAAGUUGAGUAUCUAUUUAAGAACUUUGUGGAAACAGUCUUAAUAAGUUUACCAUCUAUGCUAUAUAAGGGUGGCAUUUUACUUUUACUUUGCUUGUAACUAGUAACGAAGUAACUAAGUAACUAACUUCGUUAAUUUACCUAAACUCCGUUACCGGUAAAGUAAAGUAGCUAAGUAAGAGUAGCUAGUAAAGUGCCACCCCUAAUGCUAUACGUUACUUUCAUAGGAAGUUAUACCGAACUAACAAAUUUUAGAAAUGUAUUACAUAAUUUUCAGUAAGCUAAAAUGCGAACGUGAAUUAUCAAUAGCAGUAAAACGUUGCUGUCGCUUCUCGGCCUGUAUGCAUAACGCGUGAUUCCGUCACGAUUUUUGUUGUUUUGCGAGUCUCUUGACGUUCGAACAAAAGGAAACUAAGGAAUUGUUUACAUCUAGUCUUGUAGAGAAAAGUGAGCUGAACAAAAUGUGAUAUUUUUCGUUUCUGCAGAGUGUCGUGGUCGUCAAGUACAACAAAAUUUUUACGAGCCCCAAUCUAAAGUCU
Didymodactylos carnosus is the source of this 1627-nucleotide messenger RNA. The record is from the annotation of a GenBank genome assembly. Lineage: Eukaryota; Metazoa; Rotifera; Eurotatoria; Philodinida; Philodinidae.